Messenger RNA from Aspergillus terreus NIH2624, 963 nucleotides. RefSeq lists its product as uncharacterized. Gene Ontology annotation, biological process: retrograde vesicle-mediated transport, Golgi to endoplasmic reticulum. NCBI's taxonomy places the organism in Eukaryota, Fungi, Ascomycota, Eurotiomycetes, Eurotiales, Aspergillaceae. The coding region runs from base 1 to 963 and encodes 320 amino acids. The transcript has a single exon. The record is from RefSeq and is a predicted model, not a curated record.
AUGUCGUCCCCCGAAGAAUCUCCCGCCCAAAAAGCCGCUCGUCUCCGACGCGAGCGUCGCGAAGCAAAAAUCAAAGAGGGCGGUGCUGCACGGUUGGACAAAAUCACCAGUCUGAGCGGCCGCACCCCUCAACCCGGUACGAGAGCUCUCAUCCCAACUCCAAACCCACGAAGCACAGAAACUAACUGGAACGCUCGUCAAGCCCGCGAAGCCACCUCCCCCUCCCCCUCUCCCUCACCACAGCCCCCCGCCUCGAUCUCCCCCGCCCCAGAGACGCCACCUCAAGCACCCUCGCCGUCCCCUCUCGCUCGUCAACCAUCCAAUGCCGACCUCCCGCCCCCACCGGACGAUCUCCAGGCCCAGCAAGACUUCAUCCGCUCGCUGCUCCGGCAAUCCGCCCCGUCCGGCGACCAACCCGGCCCUGACAGCGACGACCCAAUGAUGAAGCUGCUCGGUUCGCUCAUGGCCGGCAUGCCGGGCGGCGAGCAGCAGGGUGCAGGCACAGGCGCAGGUUCAGGCGCAAACGGCCCAGCCGCGCCGGGGAUGUCGCCCGCAGAUCUGGCCGCGACCCUGGGGGUGCCCCCGUUCGUAGCGAGCAUGCUGGGGAUGGCGACGCAGCCCAAGUCCGCAGCGGAGGAGCGAGCGGCUCGCGUAUGGAAGACGCUGCAUGUGGUGUUUGCGAUCGCCGUCGGCGUGUAUCUGCUGUUUGUGAUUGGGUCGUCCAUUGCGACGUUUGGGAGCUCGCCGCCGCCGCCGGCUACUGCGCGGAACCCGUUCUUGUAUUUCACCACCGGGGAGCUGCUGUUGACCGGCGCGAGGGUGAUGAUUAAGAGCCGGAAUGGGGGGUUGUCGGGACCGGGGCUGUACUUGCAGCUGUUUCGGGAUGUGGUCCGUGAUGGGAGCGUGGUGGUCUUUUUGCUGGGGAUGGGCGCGUGGUGGCAUCGUGAUUGGAUGGUCAAUUGA